AUGACGCACCUCUGCUGUCCUGUCGCGUUGUGUUCUCGCGAGUGACUUGUGAGCUUGUGAGCUGUUUGAGGUCGGUAAGUGCACGAAAGGCUGUUCAGUGCUAUUGUUUGGUUGUCGGGUUCAUGUCGUGUCGCGUUAGUUUUCGUGCCUGGCCAGUGAAAGUGAGUGAAAUAAGGACUGCAAGAAGGAAAAACAGAAGGAUGCUGCAGUGGCGCGCUAGAGGCUAAACGGGACGCAGGAGCAAGGAAAUAUGCGGUUAGCAGCUGCACAUCGGCUAGCAUGAUGACAUUAGUACCAGGCAUUUGUUUUAUAGCUUUAAAUCACAGAUGAUAUAACUGAUUGCAUUUUUUUUAAAACUGUGGUUAAGGUAGCUUCUUAUAAAUCACGGUAAAUCUAGACGCCUGUCAAAUCCAAGGGCGCGGCUUUUAGACACUUAGCGGUAGCAGUGCUGAACGCUAAAAACAAGGAGAAAGCAUGCCUCCAACACAGCCUCAUUAUAGUGUGUGUGUGUGUGUGUGUGUGUGUGGUUGUUGUUAUUAUUAUUACAUUUUAAAACAAAAUGAAAUAAUAUUUAAAUGAAUAAACAGCCAAAUUAAUAUACAGUUCACAGCAUCUCAGUGUACAGACAGUGUGGCAGAAGAAGUGAUUUUACGGUAACACUUGUCAAUAAAGGCCUUACAUCAAAUAAAUUAAUUUACUACAAAAUUAUUUUGAAGAAAUUGUAUGUUCAAAUUAAACCAUAAAUCAAUUAUACUUAAGAUAAAUAUCAAUAUCAACCAAUAAGCAUCAUUUCUUUGUUUGAUGGACUAUGCUCAGAAUAAAAAUUAAUUCAUUUUACUGCAGAAUUUUCAAGUAAUCGAUAUUCAAACUCACAAGAUCAGUUAGUCCAACUGAGCCAGGAGUCAAGUUUAUGCCACUGUAAAAUGGUCAUUUCAAAUCUGUAGACUAUCAAACCAACACAGAUCAGUUCAGUGUGUGUAGGACUAUGCACAGUACAACACUGAAUUGAUUUGUGUUGACUGUAGCGAUUAUGAUUAUUAUGAUUAUGACUGCAUGUGAGUUAUAGUGCUGUUGACCCUGUAUCUGGACAACUGUGAAGCUGAUCAUCACAACAGUCAAAGAGCUCACUAUUAUUGUGAGAACGCAGUGUUGUAGUGUCGUAUCUGACCUAGUUUCUCGCUUAAACGUGUCUGAGUAAAUACAGAACCACAAAUACAGACAUAUGGAAACAAAUAAUUAGCUUUAUUAAGACAUUAAUGUGUGGGCAAAAUGCAUACACAUCUUGGCUACCUAAGCUUGGAUUGCUUUUUGUCCAGACAGGAAUAUGUCCAAAAAAAAAAAAAAAAAAAGAAACAGCACAAUGGAUAGUGAACUGCUCAAUAUUACAACAAAGGGAUCGCAGGGGUUCUAACCCUGUCCCUGACAGAUCAGGAUCAAGUGCUUAUUUUCUGUAUCUGGUGGUGAAAUAAGACUAGCAGCUUGUAGCUUGUUUUGGUGUAAUUUAGGUGUAAUUCUGUAGCUCGGAGAGACAUAUGACAAGCCUAAUUUCCUAACUUGUAUGUACUUGAAUGUGUAAAUAGAUAACCAAAUAAGCUCUUAGCAGACAAUUUUUGUAUAAUCAGACAGUGUGCUUAGCAAUCAAAUACCUUUUCAUAAGCAUAUCACGAUGUUAUGAAUGUAAGAAUAAUGGUAAAUGAACUGCAGCAUGGAGUGAAGUGAGGUAAUCUAAUGAAAAUGAAGCUUUCACUCUGUACGAAAGGGAAGUUUUACUGUUCUUUCUGCAACCCAUGUUCUAAACCACAUAAAUAAUAGCUUAUAUUAAAAUCAUACUUGGUAGGGUGGAAGUAUGCCAUGUGGGAUGUACACUGUAGUUAACCCUGCUCUCUUUAUACGGUGUAGUACAGUAGCAUGCUUCAGUAAACUCCAUGCUAUUUAUACUAUGUUGUGUUGUAGUAUGCAUCACUAAACUCCAUGCUGUUUAUACUACAUAGUACAGUAGUAUGCUUCAGUAAACUCCAUAUUAUGUAUAUAUUAUGUAGUGUGGUAGUAUGCUGUAGGCAAUUGGAUGUAGAUUCAGUAAUCUCCAUGCUAUUUAUACUAUGUAGUUCAGUAGUAUGCUUCAGUAAACUUCAUGCUAUUUAUACUAUGAAGUGUUGUAGUAUUCUUCAAUAAACUCCAUGCUAUUUAUACUAUGUAGUGCAGUAGUAUGCUUUAGUAAAAUUCAUGUUAUUUAUAGUAUGUAGUGAUGUAGUGUGCUGUAGUGCAGUUUUUCUUGAUCCUAAUCAUGGAGUAGCACUUUUUUUUUCUCUUCUAACUCAUCCACUUCCACCUAGUGCAGGGUUGUUAAUAUGCAGGAGCAGGACUGAGAAACACUAGCUUCAGUAAACCCUCCAAUGUCCAGACUGUUAAGGAGCCGUAAGUAAGUGAGGUAACACCGUUUCUGGCAUCAGAAAAGCAUCACUUCCCCCCGCCAUGUCCCUCAUAGUAGCCCUGUCUUCAUCUUUUAUGCAUUCGAGAGAGUCGCAGGUGGCGGAGUUUUGUUUCAGGCAGGCGGCUCGCGAUACCAAAGAUGCUUUAUUAGACGGAUUUUGGUGACACUUGUAGAGACGUGAAAUAUGACUCCAACCAGACGGCACAAAAAUCCAGCAUGAAAUUAAAUAGAUUGCAUUAUGAAGUAUUUAUAAACUGUAGAAUCACAUAGUGUUUUCUCAUUAUGCACAAGGGGAAAGCUGGCACAAUUGUAACACGCUUGUUUUCUCUGAAAGCACGCAUGCAUGCAACUGUGUUAUCAUUGCAUCCAUAUACAAGUACAUCACUUCUCUGUCCCUGGAAAAAAAAUAGCAAGAUUUGUCCACUCUUGCUGAAGAUAUUUGUGAAAACCCACAUUUUGUUCCAGGUGAAGCUGUGCUGCAAACGUAUCCAGAUAAUACACAUCAGUAUUUUGUUGCUGUCUUGCUCUCUGUGUUGACAUUCACCCAAAGUCAGCAGGCAGUGAGCUCCUUUGUCCUCCACCCCUGCGCUAUGAGCAGAGGUAGAGGAGGGCACUCCAAAGAGUACCAGCGAUUCUCCCUCCCAUCCCAUCAGAGCAAAUCCAGUCAAGGAUUCUUCUCCCAAACGUACCCAGCUCACUCCAGAAACCCUCAGGUCCCAAGCCCCAGCGCUAGCUUGGGCAGGUUCCAGCAUCCGCCCCCCUACUCAUCCACUGGCCCUCCUGGAGCUUCUCCAAGUGGUUCUUUUCUGCCUCCAAAUCCUUUUACAUCUCAGUUCCCUGGACCUUCCCAAGUGCAAGCUCAGAGGUCGACAUCAAAUAGAGGAGCUUGUGGUGACGACGCAGCAGACUUUCGCCAGCAGCAAAUCCUGUUUCUAAGUGGACAGAGUGCUGAGGCACCCAAGUUUGUGCCGCUUCAGUCCAGCCACCUCGGCAGUCCUCCCCAGCGUCAGACAGGAUAUUAUAAUUCCCCAAAGUCCAGCAACUACGUGAGAAGAGGGGGUUAUAUUCGAGGCAGGCCAAGCUGGGAGAAAGGGUUUAACACCAGGUACCAUCCUGGACCUAAGUCUGUCUGGGAGCAACAUCACUUAAGAAGCCAGAAUAAUCAGUAUCAGUGUGACAGCCGGGUGGACUUUGACGCCACCGGACUGUCUUCAGCCUUUCAUGCUCUGUCAGUAGAGAACGUUGGUACGGUCUUGUCAUCUGGUAGUUCUGGGAGUAAGGCUUCCUAUUCACUUCCCUCACGUAGAUAUUCCUUGCAGCUGACACCUGAAAUCCAAAAGGAGGUCCUCAGUUCUUUGGCUUCAUUGCAGCCAGAUGAAACCAUCCAGGCCAGGGUCUUAGCUAAAAGACUUCGAUUGCCCAAGAAGAUUGUUAACCAAGCUCUGUACACUUUAUCCAGCUUAAACCAAGCAGUGAGGGUAGAAGGGACUCCUCCUCUCUGGAGACUGUGUAAAGAAGGUGACACGGAAUCCUCCCACUGGAGAACCCAGUUUAGAGCAAAGACUGAUAAAAAGUUUGCUCAGGAUACAUCUAUAAAGCAAAACCAGGGUAUUAGUCAGGAAGUAAAACCAGACAGCAACUUUACCAGUGCGACAUCAAUCACUACAGAGGCCAGUAGUGAUUCCAGUGAGGAAUCUGAAGACUCUGAAAAAGAAAGUUCCUCUGAAGUUCUGGACUCUGACCAGGCUGGAGAUACAUUUUUAUCCACUGAAAAGGAAUCAGGUCUUUCCACAACGAUGGAAGCAAAAGACAGCAAGGAGCAGAUUCUGCAGUACCUCCAUGAGACUGGCCAAGCCAAUGCAUUGAUGAUUGCCAAAAACCUGGGCUUGCGAAAUGCCAAGCAGGUUAAUCCUACACUGUAUGCCAUGGAAAAGCAUGGCGACCUUAGUCGCAAUUCAGGCAGUAUGUCACCUGCUUGGGCGCUGUCAGCUCACCAGCGUGAGAAGAUGGACCGACAGCGGAAAGCAGCUGUUGCUGCGUCUAUAUUACAUAAUGAGUCAGAGCUUUGUGGAACGCCAGGCCCAGUGAAAGCUGCACAAACAACCCUAAAGAUGGCUUGUGGAUCUGGGUUGUCAGAAGAAGUGAUGAACUGGGAGAACCUCCCGACAAAUCAGAAAUGUGAGAGCAAGGACGGCAUGUUUGGGAACGGAAUGCUUGAGAAGCAGUCACAUUCUGAUAUGAACUCUAUACCUGCGCUUGAAAAAAUUCCCUCAGAUGACAAUGACCUUACGUCUGUUCCCUACUCCUCCCAUGAUGCCUCGUACUACCAGGCAGAUGACGAGAACGGGGGACACUCGGAGUGGGCAUCAGAUGAUAUCCCAGAAUUCCUGAACACAAUCCGGUCAGAGGUGGCUGUGUCCCUAGCAGCACCUCUUCCUCCAGCCCAGAAUACACAGACCAGCAAGUUGCAGAAGCUAAGACUGGCACUCAGCAAGAACCCUGUCAGUGGCCUGAUGGAGUACGCACAGUACCUUGGAUACAGCUGUGAAUUCCUCCUGCUUGAACAGUCAGGACCCUUACAUAACCCCAGGUUUCGAAUGCAAGUGAUGCUCGAUGGACGUAGGUUCCCACCAGCUGAAGCCUCAAACAAGAAAGUGGCAAAGAAGGUUGCAGCUGCAGAGACCCUUCAGGCUCUCUACAAAGAGCUGGAGGGAGCUGCUAGUGUGGAGGAUGAAGCAGAGCAGCCUGCAGUGCCAUUGGCAGACCUGAAUGAUUUUGCUGAGGAUUCUUUUGAGAGUUUGGAGGAGCCGCCAAAGCCCUUGACUCGCUCCCUUCCAGGCGGCAAGAACCCUGUUUCUGUUCUAAUGGAGCACGGCCAACGUAGUGGCCACGCCAUUGAGUUUAUCAAUACUGGACAGGAAGGUCCGGCACAUGACCCACGCUUCAUGUUCCAAGUAAAGGUUGGGGACAGUCUUUACCCGGAGGCGUCAGCACCCAGUAAGAAGGCAGCACGGCAACUGGCAGCAGAGGAAGCUGUGAAGGCUCUUCUGGCAGAAGGACAACUGCAGCUCAACAAGCCACAGCACACGUUUUGUCCACUUGGCGAAGGCGAUUUGCCCCCGGCGAUGCCCCCGUGCCCGUCACUGCCCCCGCUGACAGCAGCUGAGCUCCAGGCAGCACAUGAGGCUGGAGUAGGCGACCUGAUCAACCACCUAAACAACAAUGCUGUGUCAGGCCUUCUGGAGUAUGCACGUUCACGAGGCUUUGCUGCUGAGAUCCGUCUGGUGGGCCAGUCAGGACCCUCACACGAGCCACGCUUUACCUAUCAGGCUAAGCUGGGAGGUCGCUGGUUUCCAGCGGUAUGUGCCAGCAAUAAAAAGCAGGGCAAGCAGGAGGCAGCUGAUGCAGCUCUCCGAGUGUUGAUAGGAGAAGCGGAAAAGGCGGCACGCACAGGGGAACUUACGGCAGAGUUGCCGGUGUCAGGUAGCACGCUGCACGACCAGUUCGCCAUGCUGAGUCACCAGCGUUUCAAUGCACUCACUGCUCGCAUUCAGCACAGCCUUUUGGGGAGGAAAAUCCUUGCCACAAUCAUCAUGAAGAGAGGUGCUGACAGCCUGGGCACAGUCGUUAGCCUUGGGACAGGAAAUCGCUGCGUUAAAGGAGAGGAACUGAGUCUUAAAGGUGAUACUGUUAACGACUGCCAUGCUGAAAUCAUUUCCAGAAGAGGCUUCAUCCGCUUUUUGUACAGUGAGUUGAUGAAGCAUUGGGAUAGUCCCGAGGAGGACAACAUAUUUAAGGUUGCAGAGGAUGGUUUGCUCAAGAUCAAAGAUGAUAUCACGUUCCAUCUGUACAUCAGCACUGCUCCAUGUGGGGAUGGUGCUCUCUUCGAUAAAUCGUGCACUGAGCUAGCGGAGGUCACCGGCUCAGCUCACAUGCCCCUAUUUGAGAAUGUUAAACAGGGCAAGCUCAGGACCAAAGUGGAAAACGGUGAGGGUACCAUCCCAGUGGAGUCGAGUGCCAUCGUGCCCACUUGGGAUGGCAUCCAGCAUGGCGAGCGCCUCAGAACCAUGAGCUGCAGCGACAAGAUCCUGCGCUGGAACGUGCUGGGCCUGCAGGGGGCUCUGCUCAGCCACUUUAUACACCCUGUGUACCUUAAGUCCAUCACCUUGGGGUACCUGUACAACCACGGUCAUUUGACUCGAGCUGUGUGCUGCCGAUUGGCCAGAGAUGGCAGCGAGUUAGUUAAAAGCUUGCCUCCUCAGUUCACACUUAGCCACCCUGAGGUCGGCAGAGUGAGCGUGUAUGACUCAACACGUCACACAGGAAAGACCAAAGAGUCCAGCGUAAACUGGAGCCUGCCAGACAAGCUCAGAGUGGAGGUACUGGAUGGCACCAAGGGCAAAGUGGAUGGUCCAAAGCUAGAGGUGUCCCGCGUCUCCAAGUCCAACUUGUUUCGUCUUUUCCGGGACGUGUGCAGGCGGGCCGGCCGGAGUGACCUGCUGGCGCUGACCUCCUAUGCCCAUGCCAAGAUGGCCGCCUGUUCUUUCCAGCUGGCCAAGGAGCAGUUCUUCAAGGCUCUGAGUCAGCUGGGUUAUGGAGCCUGGAUCGGCAGACCACAGGAGGAGAAGGGCUUUGAGGCAGAGGAAACUGAACCUCAGAACUUACUUUCAGCUCCAUAAGGACAAAAGGAGGGUGGGAGGAGAGAAGGAGAGUGGAGGAAAAGUGCAGCCAGCGAUUAAAAUCUUUCUGGUGGUUGGAGAAAAAUGGCUGAUGAGAGAAGACAAACGAGAGAGACUUGGGAUGGAGAAAGAGGGUGGGAAAGAGAAAGGGCUGAAGAUUUGGUUUGGAUCAUUCCACCUCAGCCUGGGAUGGAAAGAGAAAGAAAACUGAGCCAUAAAAAAAAGCCAGCUCACGUAUAAGAACAAUAUAUGUAGCUUUCUUUGGAAUCCCCUCUAAACUCUGUUAUGCACCAAGACCUAUCUGAAGCACUUCUCUCUCUCAAUCUGUUUCAAUCUCUCUCAUUCUCAUGGGGGGUGGGGUGCAUAUGAGGAGAGAUGAAAUGAGAGGCUGUUAUAAAAUCUCUUUAUUUAAGAUCAACCUCGCCUGCUAGUAACAGCUGCAGUAAUUGUAUACCAUUAUAGAUAUUAUAUUACAAAUCAACACAAAAGGAUGCUGAUAGUGCCACGUCUCCCCUCGCAGCAAUUAAUGGGCUUUCUCGCAGUCUCUGUCUCUCUUUGUCUCUCUCACCUACAGAAUACUUGUUUCUGGCUGAAGUUGAAACUGUGGACCAAGGAGCUUCAUUAUUUUCCUUUUGAUAACCAUAUGCAUCACAUUCUUCUGUGCAUUUCAUUCACAUUUCCUCAACUAUUGGCUGAAUUAUAAAACAAUUUUAAUGACAUGACUACAGCGGGUCUAGGUGGCUAGUCAGUCCACUCUACAUAUUAUAUAUAUAUAUAAUAUAUAUAUAUAAUUUUUCUCACAUGGUCUCUUUAGCUUUGCCUAUGGGUGAGCACUGCUAAAAUAAUUUGAAAAGCUUGUACACAUAUAUUUGGAAAAAUGUAUACAUAAUGUACAUACAGAUACAUACAAUCACAAAUGUAUAUAAGGUCGCUUCACACUGUGCGAGUUUAUAUACAUGUGUGUGUUUAUGUAUAUGUAUAUAUUGUAUGUAUAUAUUUUAUAGAGUUUCAUAAAUUUGUGUUGGAAUUGACUAGUGUUGAUAGUUGUGAUGCAGAUAUUUUUGGGAUAGUCAUAUCUCCCUACAUGGACACAUCAUGUUCCAUAUUCGGUUUUGUGAGAAAUGCAGUUCAAAUGUACCUUCACAACCUCUGUGAGUGUGUGUAUGUGUGUUUGAUGUGUAUUAUGUCUGUUUUCCUUUUUUAUUCAGUCUCAGUAAGAAGAGACGCUUGUGCUCUCGCUGUGACAUUUUUCAGUGGAAAUAAUUUUAACUUCUAAAUAUACAAACCAGAAUUCAUAGCUAUCUAAAAACACUUUUGGUUUUCCCUCAUGGUUUUUAAGUUUGACUGACAUCUGAUAAGUCCUGUCUUUUGUUCUAAAAUAAAUUGAGCUCUCUCAGUGCUUGGGAGUUUGGUUUUCUCUGUUUAAAAAAAAUAAAUAAUUGGCUGGAUUUUAAUGCA
Molecule: messenger RNA, 8568 nt
Organism: Pangasianodon hypophthalmus (striped catfish)
Lineage: Eukaryota; Metazoa; Chordata; Actinopteri; Siluriformes; Pangasiidae
Gene: adar
Product: adenosine deaminase RNA specific
Exons: 15
Coding region: 3022-7110 (1362 amino acids)
Biological process (GO): adenosine to inosine editing; RNA processing
Cellular component (GO): cytoplasm; nucleolus
Molecular function (GO): double-stranded RNA adenosine deaminase activity; tRNA-specific adenosine deaminase activity; double-stranded RNA binding
Source: RefSeq, a predicted model, not a curated record